This is a messenger RNA of Emericellopsis atlantica, 1585 nucleotides long. RefSeq names its product CRAL-TRIO domain-containing protein. The coding region runs from base 339 to 1544 and encodes 401 amino acids. NCBI's taxonomy places the organism in Eukaryota, Fungi, Ascomycota, Sordariomycetes, Hypocreales, Bionectriaceae. The transcript has 2 exons. The record is from RefSeq and is a predicted model, not a curated record.
CCUGGCCUCGCAAGGGCAACCCAAGAGUUCAGGAUUCUCGGCGAGGUGGUGCUGACCCCUCCAUCAAAUGUUUGUGCAUGUGGAAGAUGAAUUCGAUCGAAUGCCCCUACCCCACGGGGGCGACGGGGCCGGUAUGCUGAUCGCACUGUUCCUUAUCGAGGCCAACCUUCCGAAGCAUUUGCGAACCUCUUCUCCUCAACUCCAAUUCAACCGACAUCAUGAGGCUUGAUUGCAGAAAACUCACAAGAUAAAAGACGCCGGUGACAAUAAGUCAAACCCCUGUGCAGCACCAUCCCAUCAGCACAAUCCCAGCGAACAUAGCACACCCAACAUUGAACAUGGCGACCCAGACAAUGACGGCCACUGAGGCCCCAGACACCACAACUCUUCAGGUUGUCGACAUUGAUUCCUCUGCGGAAUUGACGAAAUCUGAGCAACUCAAAAUGCAAGAAGCAUGGCUACAUCUUCUUCGACUCUGCGGAACCUCCGUCGCCCACGACACAGCGCCCGAACUCACCGCUCAUCUGACCAGCAUGCUCACCAACAAGUCUCCAGAGUCAUUCCGCGAGACACUAUGGAAUUUCAUCCUCGCUGAGCAUCCUGACGCGCCGGUUCUUCGCUUUAUGCGAGCCAGGAAGUGGGACGUCCGGCAGGCCAUGGAGAUGCUGGUCUCCGCCCUCAACUGGCGCGAUGAGCGCCGCAUCGACCACGACAUCAUCGGCAAAGGCGAGAGCGUUGGUCUGCAGUCAGAAAUGUCCAAAGACGACCAAGGCUUCAUCAGCCAGUAUCAAUCGGGCAAGUCCUACGUCCGCGGUGCGGACAAGGAGGGACGCCCCCUCUACGUUAUCAAGGUGCGACUUCACGACCCGAAGAACCAGACGUCAGAAGCCAUGGAGAACUAUGUACUGCACAACAUUGAAAGCAUCAAGACCAUGCUUUCGUUCCCCAACGACAAGGCAUGCCUCAUCUUUGACCUGACAGGGUUCGGUUUGAAGAACAUGGAUUUCCACGUGGUGAAAUUCCUGGUGACUGUGUUUGAGGCUAGAUACCCGGAAACGCUGGGCUUGGUUCUUAUUCACAAAGCACCCUUUGUGUUCUGGGGAAUCUGGAGCAUCAUCAAGGGCUGGCUCGAUCCCGUGAUCGCGUCCAAGAUCAACUUUACCAGUUCCACGAAGGAUUUACUAAAGUUCGUUGACAAAGACCAGCUUCAUUGCUCGUAUGGCGGCGACGACACCUGGGAGUACAAGUACAUCGACCCCGUUCCCGGCGAGAACGAGCGCAUGGAACAGGUAGAGAAGCGCAAUGAGGUGCGAGGUGACCGCGAUGAAUUGGCCAAGCAGUUUGAGCAAGCUACACUGAGCUGGCUGUCAAAGGAGCCUCACAGCGAGGAGUGGAAGCAACUAAACGACAGCAGGAGGGCGAUUGCGAGCCAGUUGAGAUCGAAUUACUGGACGCUCGAUCCAUACAUUCGAGCAAGGAGCUACUAUCACCGGUCUGGCAUGAUUGGGGCCAGCGGCGAGGUGGAUUUCAAAGCAGCAAAGUAACGUACACGAGACUCAAUCAGCAAUAGAGUGACAAAUUGAAG